Messenger RNA from Micropterus dolomieu (smallmouth bass), 954 nucleotides. It is a transcript of the gene rbp5, whose product is annotated as retinol binding protein 1a, cellular. Gene Ontology annotation, cellular component: cytosol; nucleus. The record is from RefSeq and is a predicted model, not a curated record. Lineage: Eukaryota; Metazoa; Chordata; Actinopteri; Centrarchiformes; Centrarchidae. The coding region runs from base 243 to 659 and encodes 138 amino acids. Gene Ontology annotation, molecular function: fatty acid binding. The transcript has 4 exons. Gene Ontology annotation, biological process: fatty acid transport.
GAACGUGCACGGUGGAGCAGCCUGCAACUGAGAGGAGCUGAAAACAUCUUGCCACAAGAGUGUCAUUUUACUCGCAUUCCCGUCCAAUUCAGGCAUUGUUGAGAAAGGUUGCACAAGUGAAACUGAUAUCGAACAAGGCAACAGCUCAUCUGUGGGAUCCAGACUUCAGACUCCAGGGGGGAAAAGGCGAGAAGGAGGAAAAGUAGAGAUUUCAGCUCGUCUGGAGUUUUGCAAAAAAAAAAAUGUCUAAACCUAAUUACUCCGGCACGUUUCAUAUGGUGGAGCAGCAAAAUAUGGACGGCUACCUCGCAGCUUUAGAUGUUAAUUUCGCUCUGAGGAAGAUUGUAUGUCUGUUGAAGCCCACCAAAGAGAUCACCCAUGACCCGGCCACAGGAGACAUGAAGAUCCGCACUCUCACCACCUUCAAGAACUUCAACAUGGAUUUCAAGAUCGGAAAAGAAUUUACUGAAGACCUGGGGCCAGUGGAUGGCCGGACCUGUCAGACUACAGUGAACUGGGAAGGAGACAAACUGGUUUGUGUACAGCGGGGAGAGAAAGAAGGACGAGGCUGGACACACUGGCUGGAGGGCAACAAGCUGCAUUUGGAGCUCAGAGCUGAAGGCGUGGUUGCCAAGCAAGUCUUCCAGAAGGCUGAUUGAAGUGAAUAACUUCAUUUUAUUCUUAAUAGAAUAUAGUUACGGACUUGGUACUUUGAAUAAUGUUCCAAUAAUGUUUAAAAAUUGUAAUCAACAUUAUUUUGAAGUAUCAUAAUAAUACUGAAUAUCUGUGAAAGUACUGUACAUGUACUUAAUUGUUUGUGUCAGAUGGUACUAACUGAAUGAAGAACUGUAGCUGCAGAGCAGAAUGACUUGAAUGACGUGAAUUGUGUAAACAUUCCCACAUACUCAUAUUGCACUCAUCUAUCUUCUAAAUGUUAUAAACAAAUCAUACAUC